UUUGGAAGGCUGAGAUUUAGAGAUUGAUGGGGGUUUUGUACAUUGGGGAGUUGGAGAACCUUUCAACAAACACAACCUUCUCUUUGAAAUACCUACAUUGGUCAUCGCCGACGAUUAUAUUUCAUUCAUUCAUUUGAUCCAAUACUGAUUUGUUUCUUCUUGGUAAUUAAUUCAGUACAAUCUCAUUCUAUCCCGAAGAGACUGGAAGGCAUGAUAACCUAGAUCUCUACCAAUCCACCAAUCCAUCAGCCCACACAUAUCAGGGACUGAGUUUACAAAGCAAUCAACAGCAUAUUCAAUACCAACCAACCUUCAUUCUCUCUUUCAUGGUUAAGUAGGUGUCAAUAGUGCAUCUAUUUAUCUAUUCAUCUAGUCAUCUAUUUGCGGAGUACAUCCAAGAUACUGGAAUAGGAAACAUAAACAUACCUUCAGCAUUUCAUCACAUGAUCAAUCUCCACUGAUACUCAUCACUUCUUAAGAUACCUUUGACCCUCGGGCUGUGGUUACUGUCAGGAGACAUCCCAAAAGACACUGAGCAUCAUAUCAAUCUUUGGUAUAAAAUUGAUAAUUAAUUUCUGCUGUUUUUCAAAACUUGCAGGUUGUCAUCCUAAACUACAAGCAUGUUUCCAGCAGGAAAAGAGCCAGGUGAGCAGCUGCCUGGGGGAGGUCUGAGUGAUAUUGGUAAUGGACUUGAAGAUCGUCUUCGAGGUCUCAUUCUCAAUAAUGCCAAUGUCACCACGGAAAAUGAAAUCAUAAACAUGCAUCCACCUCCUGCAAACAAUCUUCCGCCGCAUAUGCUCAGAGCUAGCCCGUCAGAGCAACAAGAAUAUCUGUCCAACAUGGCUUCAAAAGCAGCCGAGUCAGUAAAAACCGUUUCUACCAACACUACUCCAUUGUCCCCACAGCCUGGAAAGAAGAGGAUGAAUCAAGCCCAAAGACGGCAAAUGAAUGCUCAACUUUCAAUUCCAAUUGACUCGAGUCAGCAAGAACAGCAGCAUCGUCAGCAAACAGCUCCAUCACCCCGGAAUUAUACACCUCAUUCGGCACAGCGGCAAUCAACACCAUCUACUCCUCAACAUUAUAAUAACAACCACAGGAAUAAUCAAAGAUUCCAACCAAUGCAACAGCAGCAACAGUUUUCCCCGCAAUUCUCGCAUCAGACGCCCACAUCCCCAUAUCCCCCUCAGAUGCCAUAUCAAAAUUAUCCUAGGUCAGGUGGGUUUUCAAAUCAAGGAAGUCCCAACCUUCAAUCUCAGAAGCCCAUCUACCCCCAGCAAUAUCAACAAAACCAGCAACAUUUUUGGCAAAAUAUGAAUCAAACAAGUCCCGGUACCAAUUCGUUCUCUCCAAGACCUCCUCCACAGAAUCGCCAAUUGUACCAGCCGGGUCCUUCAAAUCCUGGUGGUCAAGGACGGAGAUAUUUUGGAGCGAAUACUGAAGAAAUGACUGGCCAAAGCGCAUUCUUGGACAAAUUGGCUGAAGAGUGCGUCCCAAAAGUGGCUAUUGACACUAAUGAGGCAAACAAGAAAGAGGAAUUCCGGGCUCACAUUGAAAAGAUUUGCAAAGCGGCAAUUGCUGAACAUGAGCGAGAAGAGCGUGGUAACAAAGAAUUUGAUGCUGCAACUGUCGAGCUGAAAUGUUACGGAAGUUUGAGCUCCGGCUUUGCAACCAAAGGUUCUGAUAUGGAUCUUGCACUUCUUACGCCCUCCUCGAAUCCAUCUGCGGAGUUGUCGGAGUCUCAAAUACCACGACUGUUGGAGAAGAAGUUGCUGAGUUUGGGGUACGGCGCACGACUACUCACUCGAACAAGAGUUCCUAUCAUCAAGCUUUGCGAGAAACCGCUCCCAAAAUUAAUGGAAGAUCUUCUAGAAGAGCGUAAAAAAUGGGAUAGUGGCUUGGGUGAAGGUCAGGAUGGUGAUCCAGACGAAAAACACUUGGAAACUCUCACCACAAAGUCUCCGGAAUCAACCCAAGUAGAUGCAGACUCGCAAAAACUCUCGACCAAAACCACGAGUAAUCCCAGCAGUCAACUUAAUCCAGGUAACACGGGAAAUACAAGUCUAAGUGAGAAGAAAGGUAUUACCUUGAAGCAAAAGGACCACCAGAAUCUCAUUGACUACCACAUUUGUGCAAAGCGAGCUUUGAGAAAAAAUGGUGGACGCGAUUUAUCUUUAAACUCCACUGAGCUCAGUACUCGGGAAGCGAAAAUUCUCGAUGAAGUUUGUCGAGCUUUUAUACUUGGAUUGCACUCUGAGGACUUAUCCAAUCGGCUAUCUAGUUAUCCAUCUAUCUCUCCAUUGUUUGAUCCUUCCAUUCCUUUUGUCCAGCGAUCCUUAAACGGAAUUUGCACACAGAUUGAAGGAGAGAGGCUAGCCAUGGCAUGGGAGAAGCGAACAUUAAUGGAAGCAACCGAUAAACAAGAGUCGGAAGCUCUCGCCGCUCUCGAGGCAUGGAAAGUUUUGCAGAACAAAACAGGACCACUCACUGAGUGUGAAAUCUACAACAAACAACUUCACAACGCGUCUGAACGUCUGAAAAGGAUUCAUUCUUUACGCCUUCUCUGUCUCGAGCAAUUGAUGUUUGAGAGUCCACAACAAUACUUUAUGAGAGUGGAAAGACUCAAAGAAGAUCUUGAAGGCAAGGGGUUGCCUCAAAACCUCAUCAGGCCACGCAACUUAACGGAAGAAGAAGUUGUGGCGUGGUUUGUUAAGCAUUACAUUGAUGGCAUUCAUGAUGUCCAUAUUCGGGAAGCCUUGCAAUGUAUGGAGGAAAUAAUGACAUUGAAAGAUGUAGCUCGCCGACAUCAGAUUUUGCAACUUGCCAAAGAUUACGAACAUGCCCUUGAAUCUAAAAUCUAUGACGAGACUUCUAUUCACCAUGUUGAACUAUACAUCUCGGUUUUGCGAGACCUAGCUAGUAGGCAAUUUUCUGUCGAUUCUUCACGAGCGGAACUGAUAGCCAUCAUGCGUACUCUUCCUGAUCCGACCCAAAUAUCACUGAAUAAGCCGCGGGAUAGAUACAAGGAUCAUCUUGAGUUUCCCAAGGACAAGGUCGGCAUUCAAUGUGAUAUCAAUUUCUCAAAUCAUUUGGCCUUACAUAACACAUUACUUCUCAGGCUGUACUCUCUAUGUGAUUCAAGAGUCAAGAUGGUGGUACUUUUUGUGAAACACUGGGCAAAGACUCGUGGAAUAAAUACUCCAUAUCGAGGCACUCUGGGAAGUUACGGCUAUGUACUGAUGGUUUUGCACUACCUGAUAAAUGUUGCCAAACCUCCAGUCUUGCCCAAUCUUCAACACGUCAACAAAGAGCCGCCUGUAUGUCUCUCUCCUGCUGAGAAAGAAGCUCAAACUACUUGUGAUGGUCAAGAUGUGAGAUUUUGGAGAGAUGAAGCAGAGAUCAGAUCUUUGGCUGAGCGUGAAAUGUUAACACAAAAUCAUGACUCGGUAGGGAUGUUACUCCGAGGGUUCUUUGAAUACUUUGCACAGAAUGGGCUGAUGACGACGGUUCAAGGAGUAAGAGGAUUUGAUUGGGGUCGUGAAGUUUUGAGUUUACGUUCAAACUAUGGAAUUCUUAGCAAACAGGAAAAAGGAUGGGUCGGUGCCAGAACGGUCGUUGAAACUACACAAAUAGCGGCUCCACCAACUCCAGCAAGUCCCAAAACUGUUGAAGGGAAUACCAGCAACUCAACCACGGCGGCGGAACAUAAGGAGGCUCCCAAGACAGUGGAAGAAACCAAGGAGGUCCGUCACCGAUAUCUUUUGGCAAUCGAAGAUCCAUUCGAAAUAGAGCACAAUAUUGCACGUACUGUGACUCAUAAUGGAAUUGUGUCAAUUCGAGAUGAAUUCAGACGUGCAUGGGGUAUAAUCAGAACUCUGGGAACAAGAUUCCAAUCCAAGGAUGGACUUUUAGAUACAAUACCUGACCCGAGCGAUUCCCAAGCUGAAUUGCGAAUCCUACUGAAUUCGAUUCACGGACGGAAAAACAAUGAAGUUGUGGCUGGAAAAAUCUAAAGUUCUAUGGGAUUAUGGCUUUCUCGGGCUAUCGCAAAUGGAGGAUAGGAGAACGGAAAAACUGGAGCACUUGGCGCUGUUAUGGAAGAAAAGCACGACUUUACGAGUAAAAAAGACAUGAGGUUAGCUCAUGCUAGCGCAUCAGACCUGGUACCUUAUGCAUGAUUGAUUGUUGGUGAUUAUUGAUGUCCUUUCAGCUGAGUUUCAAUGUCUCUACUCACGUGAAGAAUUCAAGUGGAUUUGGUGGCUGAUUUGGUGCCCCUACAUCUAGCCAGGAUACGUUGCAUUGUGAUUA
Molecule: messenger RNA, 4305 nt
Organism: Sclerotinia trifoliorum
Lineage: Eukaryota; Fungi; Ascomycota; Leotiomycetes; Helotiales; Sclerotiniaceae
Source: the annotation of a GenBank genome assembly